Messenger RNA from Larimichthys crocea (large yellow croaker), 2807 nucleotides. Its product is annotated as GDNF family receptor alpha-4. The record is from RefSeq and is a predicted model, not a curated record. Gene Ontology annotation, cellular component: signaling receptor complex; external side of plasma membrane. The transcript has 8 exons. Gene Ontology annotation, molecular function: signaling receptor activity. Lineage: Eukaryota; Metazoa; Chordata; Actinopteri; Sciaenidae. Gene Ontology annotation, biological process: nervous system development. Bases 449 to 1798 code for a protein of 449 amino acids.
CAAGAUUUUAAUAACGUGAAUCAGUGACGUCACAGUCUAAUCUAUAAUCAGUCGAAAAUUAAUUAAAGAUCUUUUCCCGCGCUGUCCGUCACAGUGCAGCUGUCCUCAUUACAUAUUCAUGUUGUCACUGACCAAUCACAGCGCGCCGUUCAGCAGAGUCCGGACCACAGACGAAGAGUGGAUCUGCGGAGACAGACAAGUCCGUCCGGACCGACUGACGGACUGAGGGUCAGCUGAUCACAACAAAGUCUGAGCACGGAGACCAACCGAACCGAACCGAAACAGAGAAGAAAACGAACCAGAACUUGAAUUUGAACUGAACCAACUUUGACCAACUUUGAGCUGUAAAACCAUCCGAACCGGAUCAGACCGAACCGGAUCAGUAUCAGAAGACUCAGAGGAUUCAGAGGAUUAACAGGGUCAGAUGAAGGCGUGAGUCUCAGUUCUGAUGAACGGGAUGAUGAUCUUUGGACUGCUGCUCCAUGUCUUCUCACAUGGUGGCGCUCCAGUCUCUGCUUCUUUGGACUGCCUGGUGGCGGAGCAGUCCUGCAUCCAGGAGCAGUCCUGCAUGGCACCGUAUCGCCUGCUGGAGUACUGUGCGGCUGAGGAGGCCGUGGCGCCGCUCGGUCCAGACGCCCGCCGCGAAUGCCUGGAGGCUCAGAACUCGCUGCAGCGUUACCGCCCCCUUCAGGUCUGCAAGUGUCAGCGUGGCUCUCGGCGGGAGGAGCACUGCCUCAGGGUGUACUGGACGGUCAGGUUUGCAGUGUACAACGAGUACGACGUCUCUCCGUACGAAGAGCUGCAGCUCAGCCUGGUGAGGAACAUCGAGAUGUCACGCAUGGCCUCCAUCAUGGCAGCUUCCUCUCUGUCCGUGGACGGUCAGAACCAGUGUCUGAAGGCAGCCCAGAACUGCGGCCAGUACGAGAAAUGUGGUGCACUGCGCUCCGAAUACGUCGUGGCCUGCACCAAGCGAGCCGCCGUCUCUACCAACAGCUGCAACCGCCAGAAAUGCCACAAAGCCCUGCGCCGUUUCCUGGAGCGCGUCCCUGAGGAGUACAGCUUCGCUCUGCUCUUCUGCACAUGCUCAGACACUCUGUGUGGGGAGCGCCGCCGCAAGACCAUCGUCCCAUCGUGCUCCUACGAGGAGAACGCACAGGGGGACGUCAGAGUGCACAAACCAAACUGCCUCAGCCUGCAGAACUACUGCUCCAGAGAUGAGCUGUGCCGGUCCAGACUUGCUGAUUUCCAGCAGAACUGCCAGCCGUCCCCUGUGUCGGCCUCCGGCUGUAUCCGGGAAGGCAGAGUGAUGUGUCUGAAGGCAUACGCCGGACUCAUUGGCACCAUCAUGACUCCAAACUACGUCAGUAACAGCAGCACAGGCGUGUCCCAGUGGUGUUCAUGUGACGGCAGUGGGAACGAAUGGCAGAGCUGUCAGCGUGUUCUUAACAUGUUCAACAGCAAUGCGUGUCUGCGUAAUGCCAUCAGCUCUGUGGGAGUCUCCGCCCCCCCUCCUGUGGAAAACACACCUGUACCUACAUCUCAGGCCACCCCACGAAUUGACCACGAGAGGGUCCACACCAGCACCAACACUUUCCCAGAAUUCAACAGUAUGGAGGACAGCGAGGAGGACGAGGCUGAGGACGAGGACGACAGCGAGGGAUUCAUCGUCAUCCCACCGUACUCUGACAAAGACCUGAAUGUUCAAUCAAGAGCCCGAGGGAGUAAACGUGGAGCAGCAAGCCAGGCAGUUCCCGUAAUACCGAUCCUGCUGCUGGGAACACUCAUGAACUUCUUCUAAACCUUCUCGACCUUUUGCACCUUCUGGGCCUUCUGCAUCUCAUCGUUAUUAAGUCUUUCAAACCGUCACAGAUCUCACAAUGAAAACUCCAUUGUGAGAUUAAUUUCCUCCAGAGUUAACGUGGCCAGCAAGUCUGAGAUGAGAACAAGAACCGUUAAAAAUGGGUUCAUCAAUAGAGAACUGUUUAAUUUAAACAACUUUAAACUCAUUUAAACUAAGGAACCAUGUUUGAUGGUUCUUUAAAUAACUUUUGAUAAAAGGUUCUUUGUGGGACUAAACAUGGUUCCUCCGUGGCAUCACGCUGAAGAACUCUAAAGAACUCUAAAGAACCAUUGUUGGUUCCAUUACUUUUCUGAAGGACCUGGAGGUGUCAGGUCUGAAUCUUCACCUGUGGCACAUUUGUUUGAUUUUAGAAACUUGUUGUGAUGAUGUCAUGAUAAUGUAAUAAUCAGACUGAUGAGUCACCUCACCAUGUUUCCAAAGAACUCAUCGAUGGUGUGCUCCAUCACCUCCACGUCUUCACCUCCUCGUGAUAUUUUAUUGACUGAGUUUUAAACUUAAUGGUUUCAUGUUGUAACAUUGUUGUAAGAUUGUCUGAACGUUGGCAGACCUGUCAUCACUGUUGCUCACCUUGAGGCUGAGGUGACAUCAUGCAGCUUCUCUUCCUGUUCAGAGUCUUAAAAAACAUGAGCGAGGCUCUGAAGUGUGACGGCAGGAUUAUGAGAAAAAAAGUCUGAACCAGAACCAGAACCAGAAACAUUAUAAAGCGUCUAUGCGGCCUUAAAGUGACUUCAUGCUUUCAUGUUUUUUGUAAAAAUGUAAAAAAUAAAACAUGUUUUUCAAGUUUCAGAUUUUUUCAGAAAUUAUUUUUUUUAAAGACGUGAAAUGAUUGUGACUGUAGCGUGUAGCGUGUAAUUAGCAUGUUUUCAGUGUUUGUUAAAAAAAUUAAAGAUUACAGAAGACAUGAAAUGUUUGAAUGUUUUCUUCUUUGAAGUGACUUCCUGAUGUU